AUGGCGCUUAGCACUACUCAGCUUCGUGAUGAAGCUGUCCGCGACAGAAUCAGACUUGCAACCGAAUUCCUCGACCCCACCGACGAUGAAGCCCGAUCCUACCGUGCCGACAUCGUGCUGAUGCUGAACCGUGGUCUGAGACGACUUGUGGUCAGCGUUGACGAUAUUCGCGCUCAUUCGCGAGAACUCGCGGACGGUAUCCUGCACAAACCGUUUGACUAUUCCCUUGCCUUUGAUGCGGCGUUGAAAAACGUCAUUGGAACCAUACCGAACCGUGCGCCAUUUGAGCAAGAUGAAGACCGACUAUAUUACGUGGCAUAUUCAGGCUCAUUUGGAGAGAACACCUGCAAUCCUAGAACAUUGGGAAGUGCAUUACUUAACAGAAUGGUCUGUUUGGAAGGUAUCAUCACAAAGUGCAGUCUGGUCAGACCAAAGGUUGUCAAGAGUGUGCAUUGGAAUGAGAAAAAGGGCACUUUCAUGUUUAGGGAAUAUAGAGACCAGACUAUGAGUGCUAAUGCUCCAGCAAGUCUGAGCGUUUAUCCACAGGAAGAUGGAGAGGGAAACCCCUUGGUCACAGAAUACGGCUAUUGCACUUAUCGUGAUCACCAGACAAUCAGCAUCCAAGAAAUGCCCGAGCGAGCACCGGCAGGGCAACUUCCCCGAAGCGUCGAUGUCCUUCUGGACGAUGACAUGGUAGACCGAGUCAAACCUGGGGACCGUAUCCAGCUGGUGGGUAUCUUCAGGUCGCUGGGUAACAGAAAUGCUGGAUCAGGAUCGUCCAUUUUCAGGACCCUCGUCUUGGCCAACAACAUCGUUCUGUUAUCUUCAAAAGCCGGCGGAGGAAUUGCCCAAGCCACGAUCACGGAUCAGGACGUGAGAAACAUCAACAAAAUGGCCAGGAAACACAAUGUGUUCGACUUGCUCUCGCAGAGUCUGGCGCCCAGUAUCUAUGGGCAUGACUACAUCAAGAAAGCCAUAUUGCUCAUGCUCUUGGGCGGAAUGGAGAAGAACCUACCAAAUGGCACCCACUUGAGGGGUGACAUCAACAUCCUCAUGGUCGGUGACCCUUCAACGGCUAAAUCUCAACUUUUGCGCUUCGUGCUCAACACCGCUCCAUUGGCAAUUGCGACCACCGGCCGUGGCUCCUCCGGAGUCGGUCUUACGGCUGCCGUCACCUCUGAUAAGGAGACUGGUGAGAGGAGACUUGAGGCUGGUGCUAUGGUUUUGGGAGACCGUGGCGUAGUCUGUAUUGAUGAGUUUGACAAAAUGAGCGAUGUGGACCGUGUGGCCAUCCACGAAGUUAUGGAACAGCAGACCGUCACCAUUGCCAAAGCCGGUAUCCAUACCUCCUUGAACGCCAGAUGCAGCGUGAUUGCAGCUGCGAAUCCCAUUUUUGGCCAAUACGACAGCAACAAGGAUCCUCACAAAAACAUCGCCCUGCCCGACUCCCUUUUGUCUCGUUUCGACCUGCUUUUUAUCGUGACCGACGACAUCGAUGACAAACGAGAUCGGCAGAUCUCCGAGCACGUUCUCCGAAUGCACCAGUAUCGUCAGCCUGGGACUGAAGAAGGAGCUCCCAUUCGAGAACAACCCAACCAAAUGCUUGGAGUGGGCGUUGAAGAAGAUCAGAACGCCAAUCAAACGUCGCUGGUCUACGAGAAAUUCAAUAUCGUCCUUCACUCCGGUUUCAUGGUCGAUGAAAGGAAAAGAGGAAACAAACGAGUCCAGCCCGUCAGCAUGGCUUUCAUCAAAAAAUACAUUCAAUAUGCAAAGAGCAGGUGCAAGCCAGUUUUGACAGAAGAUGCCAGUGACUAUGUCGUCAACGCCUAUGCCAACCUUCGAAACGAUGAAUUACAAGCAAAUAAGCGCCGAACAAGCCCUAUGACCGCAAGAACAUUGGAGACGCUAAUCCGCUUAUCAACCGCCCAUGCAAAGGCACGACUGUCGAGUAGGGUUGAGGAGAGCGAUGCUAUUGCGGCGGAAGAGAUUCUCAAAUUUGCUCUCUUCAGAGAAAUUGCGGUCAAAGACAGCGGGCGAAAUAAGAGACGCAAGACCCGUGAUGCCAAUGAUGAUGCUUCACAGGUGGACAGCCAGUCUGGUAGUGACGAUAGUGAUAGCGAUGAUGAUACCCCAUAUCGUGGGACAAGGUCAAAUGGUGCCCGGGGAACAAAGCCACACACCAGAAGUCAGCGCUCAACCCGCACCAAUACCACCACGAAUGGCACAGCACAUGGAAGAGCCAACGGCAACGCGAAUGCCGGAAGCGACGAUUCGGCGGAAUCAGAUGUGCUGGCUAGCUCUUCCCGAGGCCAACGACAGACAGGCACAGAAUCGCAAAUGUCCCGCAUGAGCAUUGCCAGCUCCAUACCCAGUUCCCAGCUACCCUCCACCCAAGCCGACUCACAAUCCCAAGGUCCCAAGACAACACCGUCCGAGGGUCAACAACAGUCAUCCCCACCGGAUUCGGGACCAACAAUUUCGCAGCCACGUCUUGCGUCAUUCCGUGCCGCUUUGGGACCCUUGACCCAGACCUCGCUGUUCCAGAAUGAUAUGGCUACAGUCGCGGAUGUCAGUGCAGCUAUCAAUCAUCGCGUGUCAGAGGCAAGUGGGGCUGAAUUCUCCCAGGAGGAGAUUACUGCUGCACUUAGGUCAAUGAAUGAGGCCAACCAAAUUAUGUUCUUGGAGGAUACCGGGGAGGUUUACACGCUGUAG
This is a messenger RNA of Cladophialophora psammophila CBS 110553, 2712 nucleotides long. RefSeq names its product minichromosome maintenance protein 3. Lineage: Eukaryota; Fungi; Ascomycota; Eurotiomycetes; Chaetothyriales; Herpotrichiellaceae. Gene Ontology annotation, cellular component: MCM complex; nucleus. The record is from RefSeq and is a predicted model, not a curated record. The transcript is spliced from 2 exons. The coding region runs from base 1 to 2712 and encodes 903 amino acids. Gene Ontology annotation, biological process: DNA strand elongation involved in DNA replication; double-strand break repair via break-induced replication; mitotic DNA replication initiation. Gene Ontology annotation, molecular function: ATP hydrolysis activity; single-stranded DNA binding; single-stranded DNA helicase activity.